UUGUCUGUAUAAUUGAGCGAAAUUUUUCCACCUGUUACGAUGUAUCGUUUUGGAAUUGAUCGAUGGAUUUAAAUUAGAAGGAUGAGAGAAAAAUCGUGAACCUUCCGACGAGUGCAAUGAAGGCAAGUGGACGAGCAGACGAGAAGAACGAUGCAGCAGGCUGCUCGGUGCAAUAUGUGGGCCAGACAACAAUAAUUGUUCAACGUUUCCUGGUAUAUUAUACUGCGUGUAAUUGAUACAGAGGAGCCGCCAUUAAUUCUGCUUCUGUUACUGGGCUAUCUUUAGCCGAGGGCUCUCGGAGGGUCCGUCUGUCGAAUAUAAUUUUCCCAGAAAUCUUAUGAAUAUUCUAUAAAGAAGAAAAUGUUACAUAAUCCAUCCAGCGGAACAAUUAAUGAGCUUUUAAAUUAAUUAAAUUUCAAUCGAUCCCGAAGCGUAAUUAAUUAGACGAAUCGAAUUAACAGUAAUUCAUAUCGCUGUAAUGAUUCAUGGAACUAAUUUCUCCCCGAGUGGAAUCGAUCAGUUCAAUUCCGCUUUUCCAAUGUCGAUCGAUCGGGGGGAUUCGAAGGCACGGUAAAGGAUUGCAACGUAGACACACACGUAACCCUUUCACUUGGCGGAGAACGUGGCUACCCUUACCACAAAUAUAUCGAUUCUUAAUAGAAGGUAUAUCAAGGUCACGUUAUCCUGACGAAGGUCAAUCUCCAUUCGCCGCGGAAUGCAGCGCAGCCCUUUCAUUUAUGUUAAUAGGAUUCACGUGCAGGCUACCAUUAAAAACAGCCUGGUCCGCCUUUCCUCGAAGACCUAAAUAUUUCAAAUUUCUUCUCAUCGGUGCAUUAUGCGAGUGUUCCAUGAAAUUUUCGUACAAAGCGCAUCGGUAGACGAUACGCAAGAUUGGUAAUUUUAGUUUUAUUCGACGCGAGUCAAAUUUUCCACCCGAUACAGGGAGUUUCAAAAUUAAUAUUCUCAAAUUUUUGAAACCUUUGAAAAUUAUGGAAUUUAAUUAAUUUUUAUGGUUCGAGGUCCGGACCAUAAAUCGCCUAUAGAUGCGCAAGGUUGCUAAUUUCAGUUUUAUUCGAUGCGAAUCAAAUUUGAAACGUUUGAAAGUUUCGGAAUUUAAUUAAUUUUUAUAAUUCGAGGUCCAGACCAUAAAUCGCCUAUAGAUGCGCAAGGUUGCUAAUUUCAUUUUUAUUCGAUGCGAAUCAAAUUUUCCACCCGAUACAGACAGUUUCAAAAUUAAUUUGAAACGUUUGAAAGUUUCGGAAUUUAAUUAAUUUUUAUGGUUCGAGAUUCGGAUCAUCAAUCGUCUAUCGAUGAGCAAGGUUGCUAAUUUCAUUUUUAUUCGACGCGAAUCAAAUUUUCCACCCGAUACAGACAGUUUCAAAAUUAAUUUGAAACGUUUGAAAGUUUCAGAAUUUAAUUAAUUUUUAUGGUUCGAGGUUCGGACUAUCAACCAGCUCUUAAUGUGCAAGGUUGCUAAUUUCAUUUUUAUUCAACGCGAAUCAAAUUUUUCAUCCGAUACAGAGAGUUUCAAAAUUAAUAUUUUAAAAUUUUGAAACGUUUGAAAGUUACAGAAUUUAAUUAAUUUUUAUAAUUCGAGGUUCGGACCAUCAAUCGUCUAUCGACGAGUAAGGUUGCUAAUUUCAUUUUUAUUCAACGCGAAUCAAAUUUUCCACUCGAUACAUGGAGUUUCAAAAUUAAUUUUCUCAAAUUAUUGAAACGUUUGAAAAUUACAGAAUUUAAUUAAUUUUUAUGGUUCGAUGUUCGGACUAGGAUCCAGUGUUCCGUUCCUCGGUCUAUAGAAGAUUCUGAGGACGGUGUGUUCGCAUAACGGUACCGUCGGUUUCUCGCACGUCGUGUCGCGCCGCGCCGCGUCGCGACGCAUACCUGCCGGUGAAUCGAACCGGCCAACGCGGUGUGUCGACGUGUAUAUACGCGUUCUGUGUUACGUCGACGCAUGUUGCCGGCGUUACGUGCACACCGGGAUGCAUUUCGCCGCGGCGAAACGAGUUGAAUGCCAAUCGGCACGCGAACCAUCCUGUUCGAUAUGGAAAGAUCGCAAAAAAAAAAGAAAAAAAAAAAGUAGUAACACCGGCUUCAUCAAGUUAUACGGCGUUUUAUAUCGAAUAUUUUGACUCGUUCGAGCGUGUACCGUCGUUUGUCUUCAUCGAACCAUAAUUCUUCUCCCCGCAUUGUUUCCCUCGAUAAUCUAAGAUCACCUUCGCGAGAUUAAUUUAAUAAACCGUCUCGCGUAUAAUUCCCUCGACCGUUAUCGCGGCUAAUUGAAACAAUUCACAGGGACGAAGGAUGCCUGAGAGCAGCGAUCGUUCGAUCGACCGAAAGAAGUGGGAGGAGAUAUUCGUUCGUUCGAUUAAAGUGUAAAAUAGUUCCCUAUUCAUCGAGAGUGAAGAUGCAUUUUCAUCGUAACCGAUAAAGAUCCUUCGCUAACAAUGCGUCGUUUAGAUGGAAAUCGAGUUUCAAUUUUAAUUAAUUUACACUUGUUAAAAGAUGAAGAUUGCGUAACGGAUGGAAAACAAAGUCGAAUUUCCAGUGGAAACGGAGGCGGUUACCGGGAUCGCGGUUGUUGCGGUUUUGAAAAAUAAGGACGAUAUCGUUGAUCGGCGGAGUCGAACGAAAUUGAAUUCCACGAUGCUACCAUCGGAAGUAAUUUGAUCGCAGCUAGGAAGUUGCUCUUUCCUCGACUGCACUUUCUAUCGGCCACUUUCAUCGCUCUUCCUCCACGCCUCUCGCCUUUCCAUUCGGCAUCAAAAGCUGAUUUGCUGAAAGAAAAGACCCGUGAUUACACCGCGGGUAAACUCGAAAAACCGAGGCGCCGCGAUGCGCGGGUAAAGGACGCUGUUACGCGACGCGUUGCGAUCACCGUUACGACGCGCGCGUCGCUUUCACUCGAAUUCUCUCUCGCUUUUUUCAUUUUUUCUUCGCGCCAAGUUUCUGUACCUACGUCGUAACGUACGUGUACGACCCGGGACUAUCCGUUAAACAUGCGGCGGUAGGAUAUAUACGGGAGGCAAGAAGAGAGUCGUAGGCAGCGGCGUUGGUAAAAACGAGCGGGGCUCCGGCACCCAUUGAGGGGGGGGGGGGCUGGGCAGGAUUCGGGGCGGCGAGUAGCCGGCAGGAGCGAUCGGAGCAGCUGCCAGAAUUCGGAUCCCGAUCUGCGGAGGGCCGCGUAAACGCGCGCAUCAGGGACUCAUUGCCUGGUCGGAGAUUCGUCUGGAAGGCAGGAAGGAAGGUAAAGGUUAGGCAGAAAAGCGAGAAGGACGAUUUGGGGGAGAGGGGGGAUGAGAUGGAACGGGUAGGCCGCGUGUGGAACCAGCGGUCUGGCCAGUUGAUUACGAUGCCGAAACGAGUGGCGGGCCAUCUCUGCAACCAGUUUCGGACAGUGUGCUGGAUGGUAGGAAAGGUCUGCGUAUAGACCGUACUGGACGAGGAAGGUGAAGGAAAAGAGAGGCGCAAGAAGAGACGGGAGGAGGCGACACGGCCGAGCUUAAGUUUCGGUUUCGUUCGUUUCGCGCCUGCUCCGCGCGUCGAACGGGAGCCGAGAGUGAGCGCCGGACCCGAGUACGAGAAAGACCGAGGCUGACGGUGCGACGAGGAAGGUCGACGCGACGCGACUAGAACGAGACGACUUACCCGGGUAAAGAUAGAGAGAGAGAGAGAGAGGGAGAGAGAGAAAAAAGAGUGGAACAGAGUUGGGUAAAGGGUAAAGAAGAAGCGAGAAGGAAAUGCGUGUACCAGCGGUGGUAGAGGAGGUCGCAGAGGACAGGAACGGAGCGUGGUAAGAGAGAGACGGAGCUAGAUGUAACCGGUGGAUGAAGAGAGAACCGUAGCUGCCGAGGCGAACAGACUUCACCGGCGCUCUGCUCCCAAUAACGACUCUCGCCCUCGGUCAGUCGCGCGCGAACCGCGGAGCCGCGAGCAUCUUUCCGUUUCUCUCUCGCUCAGCUCGUAAGGAUUGCUGUGUUUCGAGUCGCGUGCACGUGUGCGAGAACAGGGGAGCGAUCGAGCGAGGGAGCAAGUGGAAAACCCGCGAGUCUCGUUCCGACGCCUCGAAGAAGGUAGUGGUGGGAUAUCGGAGCGCGCGACAGGUGAACCGAUUUAUCGCGAUCGGAUCGAUUUUCCUCAUCUUCGGAUUUGUCAGUUACUCGAGGAGGACGUGUCUGUGCUCGCGACAAGCGUACACGAUGGAAGUUGAGUAACCUUCGGGGAUACUCGAUCGGACUCGAAGCGAAGAUCAUCGGUAUAGGUUUGUUGGUCCGUUGGCAAGGGUAUCGUGGAAGCCGUGGAUAGGCUGGGCGAUUCGUUUCUUUUUUUUUUUCGGGGUUAUCUCAUGGUGGUAUUGUCGCGGUAUCGACGUGGUAAUCGCGUCGCGAGUGGUGCUCCCUGCAUCCGGAGAUACAUGCAGCUGGUGACCGAGUGAGAGAAGAGCGGAAAGCGGUCAAGUGACAAGCAGCAACGAACGCGUGGUAUAUAAAAGUGCGAACUGGUGGAGCGAGGAAGCGAGCGAGUUACACCGGGCGAGUGCGAGGCUGCCAGUGGCGCGCGGACCAAGAAGAAGACCACGACGACCACGACGACGACGACGGCGACGACGACGACGGGGAAGAAGAGGAAGAAGAAGAGGCAGCGUACAGUCACGCACACCCGUAAAGGAAAACGCUGUUGCUAUUUUCGAGCCCGCCAAAUAUCUUUGGGCACACGGUGCUCUCCUCGCUGCUGUCUACGCUCCUCGCCCUGCUACGAUCUUUCUUCGGGCCCGCGAGUACACGUUCCUACGAAGCGCAACGAUUCUGCGCCGAUGACGCAUGGCCCUGACCAAACUGGGAGACAGAAAGAGACAGUGCAAGGGAAAGAGCGGACAGGACGCGGCAGAGGAAGCGAGACGGGACGACGUAUGACAGGUUGACCGUUCGAAUGCAAACCGUUUGAGCGGUCGCGAGGAUCCUCUCACGAGGAAGAAUCCUGGGUAGAGGGUGCGAAAGGGUGAACGAAGAGAAAGAGAACAAGACGGAGAAGGAAGGUAUAAGAAUCGAAGGAUAUAAUGGCAGGUGAAGACACCCAAAUCCUGGCGAACGGAAACGUCGAGGCAUUGACGAUAAUCCCGCCGAAAAUGGCGAACGGAAACGGAUUGAUCUGCGGCAAACAGCACAACAACAACGGCUCGAUACCAAACGGGAAGUUGCACGAGAUCAGCGGAGUGGAAAACGGCAAGUUGAUAAUGUCCGACGAGAAAUCGAGCAGCCUUCAUACGGAAUUCGACGACGCGGAUGUGUCCUGCGGAUGGGGACCCUGCAGACCCCACUGGCUUCAGUAUUUCGCCACGAAACAGGCGUUUUUGGUCACCUUCUGCAUCACUUGGGUGCUCCAGGGUAUGUACUACACGUACUUCGUGUCGGUGAUCACGACGAUCGAGAAGCUGUUCCAGAUUCAGUCGAAGACCACCGGUAUCAUAAUGUCAGCGACAGAGAUCGGUCAGAUCGGUUCCUCUCUCCUGCUUACGUACUACGGAGGCCAAGGUCACCGGCCUAAGUGGAUCGCUUGGGGCAUGAUCCUGUUCGCGGUGAGCUCGUUCACCUGCUCGAUGCCCCAUUUCAUCUUCGGCGAACAGCUGAUCCAUCAGAACAGCUCCGACCCGAUGCCUGCACAUUUUUGCAGCUUGCAGGAUCGUUUCGAGAACAGCACGUUCGAUAGCUUGAACUCGUCCACGACAACGUCACACGUAAACACGAUGCACAAUUGCGAGGGUGACUCGUUGACCGAGCAGAGGAUACAAAGCAAGAUAACCACCGUCGUUUUGGCUAUAUUUUUCGUCUCUUUGUUGGGGGUUGGAAUGGGUCAAACAGCGGUCUACACCCUGGGCAUUCCUUAUAUCGACGACAACGUGGCUAACAGAGAAAGCCCGCUUUAUUUUGCGAUCACCAUCGGUGUGAGGAUCCUUGGUCCAGCGUUAGGGUUCAUCCUGGGGUCAUUGUGUACGAUGAUUUACGCGGAUUUGUCGGUGAAUCCGCAGAUCACGCCGACGGAUCCGAGAUGGGUUGGAGCGUGGUGGCUUGGUUUGGUGCUAAUAUCCGCCAUGCUGAUGCUGGUUAGCAUAGGGAUGUUCGCGUUCCCUACUCGGCUGCCCGCUAGCAGAACGCCGCCGAAACGAGCGGAUUCGAAAAAGCCUAGUCUCCGAGACUUCCCUAAAGCGGUGAAGAGGCUGUUGAAGAACGACAUUCUUAUGUUCCGGACGGCCAGCAGCGUGCUGCACAUCCUACCGAUCGCCGGCCUCUACACCUUCCUGCCAAAGUACCUUGAGAGCCAAUUUCGCUUGCCAGCUCAUCAUGCGAACAUGAUCUCAGGUGUCGGCGGUAUUUUAGUAAUGGGCCUGGGUAUUAUAAUUAGCGGAGUGUUUAUCCUGAGGGCGAAGCCUAACGCCAGGUUCGUCGCGGCCUGGAUCGCCUUCACUGCGGUUGUUUAUGCGAUCGGUAUGGGUGUACUGAUGUUCAUCGGUUGCCCGAUGGACGAUUUCGCUGGUCUCGUUUCGCAUUCCGAUGGAUUGUCCAGUUUCGAACCGACCUGCGAUGCUAGCUGCGAUUGCGUUCGCAAUAAAUUCAGUCCAAUUUGCGGUGCCGAUGGGAAAACUUAUUUUUCUGCCUGUCACGCAGGCUGCUUUAAUUAUACCGUGGUAGAUGGCAAGGUUGCAUCGUUUUACAACUGCCAGUGCAUCGGGACGAACGUAACGACGCCGGAAAUAUUGAGCACCGCGACGAUCGGUUACUGCGAGCUCGAGUGCAGCAACUUUUGGGUUUACAUGGUCCUGUUCUCGGUGUUCGUAUUCAUCCAUUCUACCAGCGAGGUGGGCUCCAUGCUGCUGAUUCUACGCUGCGUCGAUCCACGGGACAAGGCUAUGGCUUUGGGUCUCAUACAAUUCGCCAUAGGCCUGUUUGGUAACGUCCCGUGUCCUAUCGUUUAUGGUGCUGUGGUGGACUCGGCCUGUCUCGUAUGGGAAUACGCUUGCGGCGAGCGAGGUGCUUGCUGGCUUUACGACUCAAAUGUCUUCAGAAUGUUCUAUCACGGGACAACGGGUGGAAUCCUGGUGCUGGCGUUCGUGGUGGACAUAGUGGUCUGGUACAAGGCUGGCAGCAUCAGUUUCGUAGAGGAACAGGAAGCGGAGGAGGGUACCGUGGAGGAGAUGACCACGUUGAAGUCGCAGGACGCGCAGGCGGUGGACAACGACUAUUUGUGAAAGGAAGUCCCGGUCGACUUCGAUGGGUAUCGUAUGAACCAGGCCUGAAUGUUAGCGUCGAUGAACCGGGACGAAGCGUGACGGUGGCGUUCCUAACUGUUCCGAGCUCGUUGCCAAUCGCGAAGCCAGAAGGUAUAGAGCGGGUCUUCGGGCCGUCUUAGAACUCGGUUUUAAUCGUUCGACGAGGAUACACGCUCGGGGGACCGUCGACGUCGAUCCGAAAACGAACGGCACUGGUGCUCGUGUCAAUCGCCUUUCGCAACUCGACGACAGAAUCCUGGACGAAACGGAAUAAACCUGUUGCAAGGUGCUGGGCCACGGGAAUGCAUGCCCGUAGUUUCCGAAGAGACUGUGCUGGGGCUCGGAACGUGUGCAUCGAAGGAAGAAACAGAGAGGAAAGGGCAAUUUUUAUGAUCGACCUUUACUUUGAGCUUAUUUUUCGUCGGAAGAUUCAACUGGGAUUAAUCAAGGAUACCUUAAGGAGUGGAUUUUUCCAGGUAGAAAGGGGAUGAUCAAUGACAGUGUUAUUCAAUUUGAAACACUCGAAGUUGGCUGGAAGGUACACAAUUUUUAAGAGGAAGUGUCGAUCACUCCAUUUCCAUCAAUCAUUGCGAAUUAGCCCUGUCAGCUGACGAAGACGGAGAAAGGUGUGAGAAGUGCAUGCUUUGUUAGUUCAUCCAAAUUAGGCUUCUAUUUUGAAGAGGAGAAACACAAGGUAAUUUCUUGCAUAAACGAUCUGGGGUGGGAAAAAGAAAUAAUCUCGAGGCAAAUGCACCGUUCCCUCGGCGUUCGAGGUUCUCGGAUCUCGGCUGAGCUUCUCUUAGGCACUACCGUCCGUGUUUCACUCUGCAAAUACACCUAGAACGUAGGCAAACUGUACGUACAAGCGAUUUACGAUGUAUGCGUGUGUAGAUCGGUAACAUCUCGUUGUUCGAAUGGGGAUUCGUGGAGAGAGAGAAUCAGAGAACGAAUGAGUAAUUAUGGAGAUACAUAGGACAUAUUUUUAGACGAUUUGACGAUGAAACCGGGGAGUAGGUGAACAAGAGGUGUAACGUUAAUUAAUUAAAUACAGGUAAGAGGGGAAACGACGAGAGGGAUAGAAAUGAUGUAAACGCGAGAGUUGUAUUUUAAUACAAUACAUUUUACACACGCUUUGAAGACACUCGGUCGUCUCAUGCUUUUAGUGCUUUCUGCGUUCAUCAUUUUCCGGUUGAAUGGCUAAUCUGAUUGCUGAUUAACUCUUUGGAGACAGAAUAAAUUUACUGAUUUUUCUCAGAUAUUGCUCAAAGAUAUUCUCAAGGGAAACAUUGAAUUCUGAGUUUUCUUCAAGAAUCAAAUUUUACUUUGAAAUUAAUUUUCAAAGAUCUGCAAAGGGUUAAUUAAACAGGUAUUCAGAGCGGAAGGGAAGUAGAGGAAACGCGUACUAUUAAUCGCUGUAAUGUUAAAAUUAUUCGAUUCAGGGGCAUUACGUUUGCGUAUCUUUCGAAAAGUCUUUGGCUGAAAUUGUUGCCCGCCAAUUCGAAGAUGAUUCUUCUAAUAAAAGAAAAUGAAUUUCAACUCUAUGUUCGAAACACAGCUGUCCGGUUUUAUCGAUCUCGUCGAGGACAAUUUAAAGCGAGGAAACGGGAAAUAUAUUUUUCGAGAGCUUUAUGUUUGAACGUGGUUAUAUAUUUCUCCGUCGAUCCCAGAAACCGGAGAGCUGCUCCUAAAAAUCGAGCGUGAUGAGAAUUUUUCGCAAGCGACAGAUCGAAGAAACGGCGACGCGUUUCCAUUUUACAUUUACUUGAAAGUUACCAUUUAAUAGGAACGAUUCUCGUGUGGUAAUUUGAAAUUAGACCCGGUUUAAUAAUUAAUCCCUUCGAUCCAUUCGAUUGAAUCUAAAUUCGUUUCUCGUGCUCUAAAUUUUCUUUUAAUUAAUGCUCUUCUUAUUCGAAAUUUCCUAUUAUAGUCGCCUGAAAAUUUGUACAGGGUUGUUCAAAAAAAUGUCCCCAAUUAGGCAGAAAACACAUCAGUCGAUUACUUUUCCAAAAUUCUAAGCAGAAAAUGAAGGAAAGUAAGGAGAUUAUAUUCAGAUUACCAGACGAUCUACCGUCACUCCAGAAAUAAUGAGAAAAAUUCUAAAAUCUAUAUAGAGUUAUCCAAAUUGAGUGACACAUCUUCAAAUUGAAAUAAAACGCAAAGUAUUUGAUUUUUGUAUGGUUACUUUAUUUCAAUACAAAGUCUAUUUUAUGACAUUAAUUAUGA
Osmia bicornis bicornis is the source of this 9487-nucleotide messenger RNA. RefSeq names its product solute carrier organic anion transporter family member 74D (gene Oatp74D). The record is from RefSeq and is a predicted model, not a curated record. The transcript has 12 exons. The coding region runs from base 5057 to 7243 and encodes 728 amino acids. Gene Ontology annotation, biological process: transmembrane transport; sodium-independent organic anion transport. NCBI's taxonomy places the organism in Eukaryota, Metazoa, Arthropoda, Insecta, Hymenoptera, Megachilidae. Gene Ontology annotation, cellular component: membrane. Gene Ontology annotation, molecular function: protein binding.